Molecule: messenger RNA, 2206 nt
Organism: Salvelinus namaycush (lake trout)
Lineage: Eukaryota; Metazoa; Chordata; Actinopteri; Salmoniformes; Salmonidae
Product: type II inositol 3,4-bisphosphate 4-phosphatase-like
Exons: 15
Coding region: 157-2010 (617 amino acids)
Cellular component (GO): cytoplasm
Molecular function (GO): phosphatidylinositol-3,4-bisphosphate 4-phosphatase activity
Source: RefSeq, a predicted model, not a curated record
CGCCCCCUCUCUAUCUCUCUCUAGAGGACUUGUUUAGGCUUCACCUGCUUCUCCAUCAGAGAUCUACUCAGGACCAAUGAGCCUCAGCUCUCCCUCAGCCUCAGGUCUGCGGACGGAACGAGCGAGGUAGGAGAGGUGAAGGUGGGUCGUCUGCAGAUGAGAGACAUGGAAAACAGAGAGGGGGAGGACACCACUUCAGACAUCCCUGGACACAAGUGUCCUCUCCUGUGUGAUUCUCUCCAUGGCUCCAUGCACGACAGAGACAACAGUCCCAUGAUGAGGGCAGUGUUCAGGAGCACCGUGUGUAAAGUGUACCGGUUCCAGACCGAGUCUAGCAGGUGGAUGCUGGUGAGAGAACAGAUGAGUGAAAGCCCUCUGUCCUCCAGUCUACCCAAACAGCUUCUGUCCUGCUACAUACAAGAGGACAUGAGGAGGGUCCAGGAGCUUUGUGACCUAUGUGACCUUUCACCCUACUGGGAGCGGUUAAGGACUGAUGUUAUCGCCCACUACAGUCAGCUGAUCAGCACCUACCAGGAAACACUGACAGAACUCAACAAACUGACAGGCUCGUCCUGUUCCUUUAAGGCCAGCUGUAGUAAGAGUGACAGAUAUCUAGAGUUUAUACCUGUCAAUCUACACACACAGAGGAUGCAGGUUACCUGCUCACGGAGAACAGUAUGGUAUGAUGUUGUGACAGUAGGAGCCCCAGCUGAUCACUACCAGGGGUUUAAACACGGUGGGCUACAGAGGAUGCUCAACAAACCAGACAGCGACAACAAGAGCGUUAGUUCAGCACAUUGUUGUAUCUCCUACUCACCAGAGGAGAGCUCCAGAGCCAGGGAGGUACUGAGUAGUGUCUCCCAGCUCCAGCCUCUCAUCUCUGGGCUAACUGAGGAGCUACUGCAGGCUGCUCUGGAAGUCAACUCCCAAAAACUACAGGACAUACUGCACAGCCUGGCACACAGGACGGAACAGUUUGUUCACGCUGUGAAAGAUGAGCUGGUAAAGAACGCCCUAUUGGCUCUCCACGCGGCAAGGCCCGCCUACCACCUCAGCAACGGACAUGCCCACGUAACCCACGGCAAUGGGACGGGUCCCAGGCUCUCCUCGGCCAAUCAGGACGGGUUAUGGCCGUCGAUGCGGCGACAGGAGUAUGAUGAGGAAGAGUGGGACAGGGUGUGGGCUAACGUUGCUAUGAGUCUGAACUGCAUCAUCGCCAUGGUGGACCGCCUACAGGAGAGGGAGAACAGGAAACAGGAAGUGACCUCACAGACACAGAAUGAUGUCACCACCACCUCGCACAACACUGACCCUUCCCGCUCUCCUUGGCAGGCCUCUCUCGCCCAUCUUCCAGACCCGUCCCGCGCUCCUUGGCAGGCCUCUCUCGCCCCUCUUCCAGACCCGUCCCCCUCUCCGUGGCAAGAACAACUCCUCCCUCUAGUUGUGACUCUGAAGGAGUGUGUGUGUGACGCGGUGGAGGGGGCCCGGUGUGCUAUGACCUUCGUCCUCCUACAGGGGGCAGCAGCAUCAGCCUGCCACGGCCAGGCCCUGACACACAGACGAGAUGCUGUCUUCAGCCAGGCACUGUGUGCGGUGGUGUGUGGGUUCGUAUUGAGGCUGUACUCGGGUCUGGAGGAUAAAGUCUUCCUGCUGCAGCUCUGUGAGGUUGGGCUCAUCACACAGUUUGAAGGACUGCUCAGCACCUACAGUGAUGAGGUGGGUAUGCUAGAGGACAUGGAGAUGGGAGUAUCAGACCUGAAUAGAGUCUCCUUCAAAAUAACUGAAGCCAAAUCGGAUCAACCCACAGAUCUACUGCCCUCUGUCACUGGACUACGGGGUUGUUUUUGUGUGGAAGUCCCGUUGCCGUCGGAGACGUACCUGUUGUUACCAGCUGAACUGAGAGAUGGGCGGGACUUAAGAGUUCACCCGUUACUGUUUAACAUCGGCAUCAACCAGCAACAGAGUCUAGCCGAGAGGUUCGGAGACAGUUCUAUCUGUUUAUAUAUCUAGGUUCGGAGACAGUUCUGUCUGUCUAUAUAUCUAGGUUCGGAGACAGUUCUAUCUGUUUAUAUAUCUAGGUUCGGAGACAGUUCUGUCUGUUUAUAUAUCUAGGUUCGGAGACAGUUCUAUCUGUUUAUAUAUCUAGGUUCGGAGACAGUUCUGUCUGUCUAUAUAUCUAGGUUCGGAGACAGUUCUAUCUGUUUAU